GUGCCGUACCGCCUUGCUUCGACCGCAGAUCAGACGUUUGCUACCAAAACUGUUGAGGGAAGAGAAACGCGGUAGUAUUGAGUGGAAACAGCUUCCAUGUGUUUGACCAAGGCCAAUUUGCCAAGGAGGUGCUUCCAAAGUACUUCAAACAUAACAACAUGGCCAGCUUUGUACGGCAGCUCAAUAUGUAUGGCUUUCGAAAGGUUGUCCACAUUGAGCAGGGAGGAUUGGUGAAGCCAGAGAAAGAUGAUACUGAAUUCCAGCAUCCGUACUUCAUCCGAGGCCAGGAACAUCUCCUGGAGAACAUCAAGAGGAAAGUAACCAGCGUAUCCAGUAUAAAGAAUGAGGAUAUAAAGGUUCGGCAAGACAAUGUAACCAAGUUACUGACUGACAUCCAGGUGAUGAAAGGAAAGCAGGAGAGCAUGGACUCCAAGCUGAUAGCCAUGAAGCAUGAGAAUGAGGCGUUGUGGAGGGAAGUAGCCAGCUUGAGGCAGAAGCAUGCUCAGCAGCAGAAAGUUGUCAAUAAGCUUAUCCAGUUUUUGAUUUCAUUGGUGCAAUCCAACCGUAUUCUUGGGGUGAAGAGGAAGAUCCCCCUGAUGUUGAACGACAGCAGUUCAGCACAUUCCAUGCCGAAAUAUAGUCGCCAGUACUCCUUGGAGCAUGUCCACGGCUCAUCCCCAUACGCAGCUUCUUCCCCAGCAUAUAGUGGCUCCAACCUGUAUUCCCCGGAUUCUUCAGCCAACUCUGGUCCCAUUAUCUCCGACGUGACCGAGCUAGCCCAGUCCAGCCCUUCGGCAUCUCCCAGCGGCAGUCUCGAUGAAAGGAGUAGUCCUGUGGUCCGUAUCAAAGAAGAACCCCCUAGUCCCGCCCGCAGCCCCCAGAUAGAGGAGGUCAGCCCAGGGAACCCUCCUGCUGUUGAAACUCCUCUGUCCCCCUCCACGUUCAUUGACUCCAUCCUGCAGGAGAAUGAACCCAGCACUACGACCGCUGCAGCCGGCGACAGCACCACACAGCCUCAGCCCCAGGAAAAGUGCCUCAGCGUUGCCUGCCUCGACAAUUUGACUCGCACUUCGCAGAUGUCAGAGGUCACUCGUCUUUGCCCCAGUUCUUCCUCUUCCUCACUUCAUUGCAGAUCACAGCAAGGGAAUGAACUCAACGACCAUCUGGACACCAUCGAUUCCAACCUGGAUAACCUUCAGACGAUGCUGACCACACACGGCUUCAGCGUAGACACAAGCGCACUAUUAGACCUGUUUAGCCCUUCAAUGACGGUUACAGACAUGAACCUUCCCGACCUGGACAGCAGCCUUGCCAGUAUUCAGGAUCUCCUUUCAUCCCAGGAACAGCAGAAACCUACUGAGACAGAGGCCAGCACAGCAGACACAGGAAAGCAGCUGGUGCACUACACGGCCCAGCCCCUCUUCCUGGUGGACUCGAGCGCCGUCGACAUGGGGAGCGGAGACCUGCCGAUAUUCUUUGAGCUGGGGGAAGGGCCGUAUUUCACGGACGGAGACGAGUACUCGGAAGAUCCCACCAUCUCCCUCUUGUCAGGGACUGAGCAGUCCAAACCCAAGGACCCUGCGAUAUCCUAAGGCCCAGGGCAGGGUGAAAGAGAGGAAGAGAAAGAAUACGCACUAAAGGGAAAUCCAGCCGUCAGCCUCCUCGCUUUGCACAGACAUUGAAAGCUCUAAACACCCUCUGGUUCAUGUUUGCUUCCCCCGGCACUGUGAGGAUUUCAUUUGUGUGUGUGCUUAAUGAGGUGUUUUGAAAUCUGCUUUAGAUUCUAGCCACCCAGCGCUCCUCCAGUUUGGCGGCCGUCAGGGGGCCGAGCCGUGCAAGAGCCCCCCCCGUCGCGUGGUCGUCGCCCGACCUGCCGCGGAGGCUUGGACGGGCACCGCCGCGGCUCCGGGGGGCGGGCAGGAGAGCCCGGCCAGCCGCAAAAAACGGCCGCUACGUGACGCUUGCGUUCCGUUUCGCGGCCGAGGGCGGCAGC
Molecule: messenger RNA, 1993 nt
Organism: Aptenodytes forsteri (emperor penguin)
Lineage: Eukaryota; Metazoa; Chordata; Aves; Sphenisciformes; Spheniscidae
Gene: HSF1
Product: heat shock transcription factor 1
Exons: 14
Coding region: 159-1592 (477 amino acids)
Biological process (GO): regulation of DNA-templated transcription
Molecular function (GO): sequence-specific DNA binding; DNA-binding transcription factor activity
Source: RefSeq, a predicted model, not a curated record